Hyalella azteca is the source of this 554-nucleotide messenger RNA. RefSeq lists its product as uncharacterized. NCBI's taxonomy places the organism in Eukaryota, Metazoa, Arthropoda, Malacostraca, Amphipoda, Hyalellidae. The coding region runs from base 141 to 554 and encodes 137 amino acids. The record is from RefSeq and is a predicted model, not a curated record. Gene Ontology annotation, molecular function: protein binding. The transcript is spliced from 4 exons.
CAGAAUAAUGAAGCUGAAAGAUAGAAGAUGAAUUAUGUUAAUGUAAUUAACCAUAGAUAAGUGAGGGUUCAACAAGUGAUCAACUUGUGACUUCAUUUCCAACCUAGCACAAAUAAUCAUAAUAAUAAUUGAUUAGCAGAAUGUCAAUGAACUUUGAAAAUUUUGACGUGCAGGACUGCACGAUCAUAACCAAAGCUGUGAAGUCAAGAAGUGCUGAGAAUGUGGAGAAAGUCAUAGCCUCCCUGUUGAGUCAUGGGCAUGACAUCACUCACAACCUCUGCACACCUGACCAACAGGGCUACUCUGCUCUUCAUUAUGCUGUUUUGUACAAGGAUCUUGCAAUGGUGAAGAGACUUCUCAUGCAUGCAGAUAAAAGGUGCGUAAACAUGGAGAGUCAUGAUCGAUCCACUGCUCUGCUGCUUCUCUGUAGAAACUGCUCAGCCUCAGACCUGGAGGAAGAAAUAUUGGCGAGCCUUCUACAUGCUGGUGCAAAUCCCAACCUGCCUGAAAAAGAUCCAUCUUCCCUGCCCUUAUUGUGUGGUAUGUCACCUUGA